Molecule: messenger RNA, 1219 nt
Organism: Micropterus dolomieu (smallmouth bass)
Lineage: Eukaryota; Metazoa; Chordata; Actinopteri; Centrarchiformes; Centrarchidae
Exons: 4
Coding region: 1-1059 (352 amino acids)
Source: RefSeq, a predicted model, not a curated record
AUGAGGGAUCGUCAGCCAGUACAAGCACAGCUGAUCCACAGCUUAUCUACAUCCAGCCUUAGCCAGUACCAGCACAGACCCAGUCCAGACGUCUUUGGCAGGUCCCACACGGGGCAGCCUCAGCCAGUACGAGCACAGCCACAGAAAUACAGCCAGCAUCAGAUCCGAGUAGCUCAGACCCUAAAGGAACAGUUGCUGCUCCACCAAAUGACCCAGCAGAUUGCUCCCCAAGUCUUAUCAGACUUCAUGAGGUCUGAGUUAGUGUGCAGAGACCCUGGUGUUUCUCUUCUGGCUAGCAAGCGGGGCAUUAUACAGGGUGGUCUCCAGAGUUGUGUUUGCGAUCCACUGUCCACCGCAUCGUCCACAGAGUCACUGAGGAGGUGGUGGCCGUUCGCCACAAGGUCAUCCACCUACCCGAAGACCCAGGAUGAGUUACAACCGAUAUCCCUUGGGUUUGCAGGGCUGGCAAGACACAGAGCCUUUUUUAAAGCAACUGGUGGUCAGUGCUACAGGAACAGGAAAUUCUUUUCAUCCAUCAACCUGCAGGCUGUCUGUGACCAUCAGGGCCGCUUCAUUGACACCUACGUGGGCUGGCCUGGGUCGGUCCACGACUCCAGAGUGCUCCGCUACAGCCCACUGUACAGGAGUUCACUCUACCCUCCUUCAGGGCAUUUCAUCUUUGCAGACAGAGGGUACCCGUGCCUCCAACACCCACUCCCCCUCAUCACUCCCUACAAGAGGCCAAUACAAGGUGUGGGAGCCCAGCGCUUCAACAGCCAUCACUCCAGGGCACGCUCCAUUAUAGAACGUGCUUUUGGGAUGACGAAGACCAGGUUCCGGGCCAUCUUCCUGCAAGCGCUGGAUGUGCACCACAUCUUUGUACCUCAUCAUGUGCCAUCCUCUCCAACAUCUAUCUUGGGGCUGGUGACAUUGUGGGGGAGAACGGUUUGGAGACCGUCAGUGGUGCUCCCUGACCACUGUCUGCAGAGGUGUCUGCCCUGGAGGAGGUGCUCCCUGACCACCAAUAUUUUUAACAGUGACAUGGCAGCCGUCAAUUGAACCAGCCCUGCAAACCCACUGAUGGACGAUGCAGUGGACAGUGGAGAGAUGCAUCCGCACCUGCAACACACUCUGGAGACCACCCCAGAUGAUGUCCUGCUGACAGAAGACACCAGGGUCUUUAUUGUGGCAGCCUCCAGGUCCAGCAGCAUCACCAGGA